AUAAUAAUUGAUCGACGAUGUUUGACAGCACGAACAAAUUGGAGUAAAAACCAAAAACGGUUUCGAUUGAAAUUUUGAUUUUAACGGGUUGUUGUUUUUACUUUUGUCACAUUUUGGAUAAAUACUUGGUGACGUAUUUGUCGAGGACAUCUUGACAAUGGUGGCAAACUCUCCCUCUCCUCUGCCUGAGAGGGCCAUUUAUGGGUUUGUCCUUUUCCUCGGCUCACAGUUUGGCUUCUUUCUGUUUUGCCUGUGGGCAUAUAUACCAGAGGAGUGGCUUCAUUCAAUAGGGCUCACUUACUGGCCUCAAAAAUACUGGGCCCUUGCUGUGCCGAUCUAUCUGCUGGUUGCAUUAGUGAUCACGGUGGUGUUGCUGUUUGGAGUGAACAUGAACAACACGGCUCCACUUGACUCCGUGGACAUCAUCACAGAUGUGUAUGCUCAAGGCCAGAGGACAACAGAGUGCCGCAAGGGGGGAAUACCCAGACUGAAAGAUGUUUCCAUCAGUGAAGUCAACAAAAUGUUCUAUUUGUCACCCAAGCUAUAACAAACAGGAACUGAUUUUAGAUGGAUGCAGAGUAGAAGUGAAGCUGCAGGGGAUUUAUUAUGGUGUAACUGUUUAUCUUUUGUUUAUAAAGGAAGGAUUCUAUUUAUUUAUCCAGGAACAAUGCAACAUGGGGUGAAGAUGCACUCAAAAGAAUUAACUUUUACACACACAAUGUUGUGCUUUGUGUGUUAAUAACAGUAAUAUGUUGAAUUUGAUGGGAUACAGACAAAUUAACCAAAUAACCUCAAUUAACCUGCAUACCACUAGUUCAGAUUUUAUUAUAAAAUACAUUCAUCUGAUUGGUCUAAAUCACAACUUGCAACACUGACCUACAAUUAA
Messenger RNA from Perca fluviatilis (European perch), 886 nucleotides. It is a transcript of the gene pigp, whose product is annotated as phosphatidylinositol glycan anchor biosynthesis, class P. Gene Ontology annotation, biological process: GPI anchor biosynthetic process. The transcript is spliced from 5 exons. The coding region runs from base 158 to 547 and encodes 129 amino acids. The record is from RefSeq and is a predicted model, not a curated record. Gene Ontology annotation, molecular function: phosphatidylinositol N-acetylglucosaminyltransferase activity. Lineage: Eukaryota; Metazoa; Chordata; Actinopteri; Perciformes; Percidae.